Neurospora tetrasperma FGSC 2508 is the source of this 1186-nucleotide messenger RNA. RefSeq lists its product as uncharacterized. The transcript has 3 exons. NCBI's taxonomy places the organism in Eukaryota, Fungi, Ascomycota, Sordariomycetes, Sordariales, Sordariaceae. The coding region runs from base 31 to 738 and encodes 235 amino acids. The record is from RefSeq and is a predicted model, not a curated record.
AAACAGGCCGUUUGGCCUGCGCCUGUAAUAAUGGCAGCGCUUUUGCCCUUCAAGGUGCCCCAAAUCAGCGAGGCUGAUAUGUUUGCUUUCCAUGAAGCCCACUUCUCCAACCUGUCCACAGGCCACUUUGAGUCUCAUUUCCUUCGUCCAAACGACUCGGUUGUCGCUUCUGCCAGCGCCACAGCCGAUGAAAUAGAAGGGGGCCAUGCCGAAGAGGAGCAUUACCAUGAAGAAUACGAAGAAGAUUACUACGAUGAGGAUGAUGACGGCCUGGGUUAUUACCCCGACGGCGUCAAGCGAACUCUGACAGAUGAGCAAAUUGCCAUCUUCCGGCACUCGGAACUCGAAGCCAUGCGUCGUGUGAGGGAGUCUGCCAAGAUCAAGAAGGUCAUGGAUCCCGCGGCGGACGGCGUCGUUGUUAUUGAGGGUGCCAUAGGGGAGCAGCUCUCUGAGGGCGAGAUCGAUUCUUCUCCAAAGGAAGCGGGGGUGGGAUCUUCUCAGCAUCAGCAGCAGCAGAAGAAAAAGAAGGAAAGUAAUAACAGGAACAAGAACAAGCGUCGCGGAGGCAAGAAAAAUAACCACAACAGACUUGAUGGAGGUGAGCAGAUCGAUUUGCGCAAGCGCACGUGGGACGUUGUCAACAAGGGACUUGCUUCUUUGGACUACGGAGAGGAAGAACAUGGCCAGCAUUCCGACGAGAGAUCGAUGCAGAGACGUCGGAUUUCGUAUGAUGAUUGAAGAAAUGGCUCCAGCACUGUCUUGAUAUAGCAUGCGCAGGCGGGGUAACUCACCCAACGCAGUCUACGACAGGCCACCAGGGCAGUCGGGUGCCCCUGCGAGCUCACACGUGAGACUUGGUCGAUGAUAUUACAGAUGCUUGUCCUGAUGAGAACGCAAGAUUUUACGAAACACUUGGUUCAGUAACGGUUACGACAUUGUCGCGGGUUUGCGCUAUAGCUCUAACAUGAUGCCUCCAAAAUUGCAACGAGUGGAAUUGUCGCCGUUCAUGGUCAUUGGGUUCUAACAAAAGUGUAUGUGUAUUGAUGAACAUCAUCAGUCUGGAGGAAAAAUGGUCUUUACGCUCAUCUAGAAAGUAGUGGAGAUACCUCGGGGCAUUACUUACUCCUGCUGUCCGUAGAGGUAUCCUAUGUUAAAGUAGAUGACCGGCCUGUUAACUGCAUACUAU